This is a messenger RNA of Colias croceus (clouded yellow), 2559 nucleotides long. Its product is annotated as neuronal PAS domain-containing protein 4A-like. Gene Ontology annotation, biological process: regulation of transcription by RNA polymerase II. The transcript is spliced from 11 exons. The record is from RefSeq and is a predicted model, not a curated record. Lineage: Eukaryota; Metazoa; Arthropoda; Insecta; Lepidoptera; Pieridae. Gene Ontology annotation, molecular function: RNA polymerase II transcription regulatory region sequence-specific DNA binding; protein dimerization activity; DNA-binding transcription factor activity, RNA polymerase II-specific. Bases 363 to 1970 code for a protein of 535 amino acids.
GCACGGAAGUAUCGGAGCUUUAGUAUCGGUCCUUAAUCUCAUUCCAAUAAAAAGCUUACGCAUAAAUUGACGCGUUAUCAUUAGGGGUUCGAAAUUCAAAAUAGUUUUUUUUUCUAACGCUCUGUGAGGCAUAGGUGUUAAAUUAUGUCGGACACGUGCUGUUUAUGGUUAUUUUUAUGGUUCGAAUAUGACAUUAAUUUUGUGAGUUUUUAUGAAAAGGCUCGUCCUUAUUGAGCAAUCAUUAAGUCUUGAUCGUUCGGACUGUGUGGUCGUGUUUAUUUAUUUUUAUUUUAUUUAAUUUAUCGUUAUGAACUGACAUUUAUGUGAGAACUUUAUCGUUAAAGGAAGCUAGUGUUGUCAAAAUGUUUUUAAGAUUCGAGCCUACAAAAUCAACAAAGGGCGCAAGCAAAAUGCGCCGAGAUCUGAUCAACGCGGAAAUCUCAAACCUUCGGGAUUUACUACCACUACCACCAUCCACUCGGCAGAGACUGUCUCAGCUACAGCUUAUGGCUCUAGUAUGUGUGUAUGUGAGGAAAAUGAACUAUUUCCAACAAGUGUUUAAGAGUCACGACUUCAGCUAUCAGUAUCAGGAACAACCUACUCCCACACCUAAUAUCGGAUUUUCGAAGGCUAUGAACGGUUUUAUGAUGAUGAUGACACAGAAUGGCAAACUGCUCUACAUAUCGGAAAAUGCGGCGGAAUACUUGGGACACUCAAUGGAAGAUUUAUUAAUACACGGAGACAGCGUGUACGAUAUAAUAGACAGACAAGACCACCAAAUGGUUCAAUUGGAACUGAAUAGAGGGAGCAACGGAGAGACUGAAAAUAUACCAAAGAAUAGGCAUUUCUUUUGUAGAAUGAACGUGUCUAGGAACGCCAGGCGACAAAUGAGAUUUGGUGACCAAAAAGUAGUUUUAGUCCGAGGACACUACGUGUCAUAUCUCCCGCUAUGCAGCCGCAACGAGCCCGUGUUCCUGGCGUCGUGCACGCCGCUAGCCAUGCCCGAGACGCGCGAGUGCGUGGUGCACGGCGCUACCAACGUCUUCACCACCGUGCAUGCCAUGGACAUGAAGAUAUUGCACAUUGACACCAAUGGUGAAUGGUAUUUAGGAUGGAAGAAAUCAGAAUUAGUUGAUGUCUCGUGGUACCAAAUACUACAUUGGGAUAGUUUACGGGAAGCUCAGGCCAAACAUAAAUUAAUAACACAAUCCGAGCAAGACAAAUGCUGCAUCCUUUUAGUAAAGCUACAGCAGAGAUCCGGCCUGUUUCUAUGGAUACACAUGGUUUUGCAGGUCAAAGAGGCCACGGACACACCUAGGCAAUUUAUCGUAGCUACUAAUCAAGUAUUAAGUGAAGAAGAAGCAUCUAUCAUGGUGGCAAAUUCAUGGCUCUACCAAUACUACGGUUAUCAAAAUCAACCUUGCGGUAUAUUAGACCCCCGCUGCCAAAAGUUCUUCCGACGAGAACCGAACUACCAAGAACCUUACCAAGAAUACUAUGUAGAGAACAAUGACAUAGAGUAUUCUGGAUAUGUCUCAUAUGUACAGAAACCGGAGGAAUAUGUUUGUGAAAGAAUGUAUACGGAACGAGGGCCCGUUGAUUAUUCUACGCAUUCCCCGCAAUCUACUAUUAGUGAAGAAAGAUCGCCGAAUCACUACGACAUGUCAUCUGAAGCUAUAAACAAUAUGUACCCAUACGCGUACCCCGGGAAGAGAGAGUAUUACGAACAGUACCCAACUGUGAACUACACACAAGAACCUUGCACCAGUACUUGUAUGGAUGGCACAGAGUACCCUUCACCAAAACGCAUGCGAUUAUCAACCAACGGUGGGUCCAUAGAGGGUACAGAUUGCAUGGACAGAUGGAACCCCAGUCCCCCGUGGUCGGAUAACCUCAAAAUGACGGACUACACCCAAAGAUUUACCUACAACAUGCUUCCGAUGCCAACUGAGAGAGCUAUGGUCACUUAAUAUAUCGUUUUUGAUAAUCUAUAAUUUAUAAAUUAAUUUAAAAUCAUUUUAUUGCCUCAUGUGGAAAUGUACAAUACAAUAGUAAUCGCAUCUGAAAAGGUUUAUGUAAAAAUAUACAUUUCAUUUUUGUUACUGGUAUGUUAGCUUGCAGUAUAAAGUUUUGUGAAUAAAUUUUCUGUUUAAAUAUGAAUAUAUGUAUACUAAAAAUGGUUGUAUUUCAUGUUUUUAUUUCAUCUACAUCAAACAACGCGUGCAAUAAAUGUUGUUCAUUUAAUUUUAUAACUUUUUCUAAGUAUUAAGAAUAUCUAUAUUUCAUAUCGUUUUGACGAUAUGUAUUUUUAGUAGUUGAAGCUCAAUAAUAAUUUGAGAAUUUGUCAGUAUUUUUAUUAAAUAUUUAAGUAUUAUUAUAUGAAUUUAAUUUAUUUAAACGGUUCCGUCCAAAUAAAAGUUCAUUCCAAAGGAAUAGUAAGUAAUGUACCGUCCUAAGUAGUUUUAAGUGAAGAAUGGUUGUACAUAUUUUAUUACUAUGUGUAAAUAUUGCAUUUAAAUAUUUUUAUUAAGUGAUAUUGAAAUAAAUAGAUUUUUAAUA